UUGAUUUAUUGCAUUGUAUUAAAUCGUUCUGUUUUUCUGGGGAGAUGGGUUGUUGUUUUAAUUACACUCUUUGUGUUGUGGUUCUCAGGCCGUAGAUUGGCUGGGAAACCAUUCAGCCUUGAGGGCCUUUUCUAGUCGACGAAACCUCUUCAAGGUCGCUUGCAAUUUCCACAUGCCAAAUGAAAUAUGGGAAUCUUCAAUGCAGAGUCAUCUAUCGUCAAACUAUCACAGCACGUGGAAAACAACAUUCCAAAACAAAAAAUGAAUCGUUACAUCUUUCUGAUUACGUUUUUCAUCUGUCUUGUAUUCUUUUUUUGCGAGUAUUUAAUCUACUUCAUUGUACAGUUUCAGUGUGAUUGGCCGGCAUUGUCACAGAACAAUCAAAGUCACCAACUUCGGGCUUUAAUACUAGCCGAUACUCAUCUUUUAGGACCUUACCGAGGGCAUUGGUUUGACAAGUUGAGAAGAGAAUGGCAAAUGUCUGUUAGUUGGUCAGCUGCAAAUACCCUUCAUUCACCAAAAGCAGUUUUCUUUCUUGGUGAUAUCUUUGAUGAAGGAAAGUGGGCCAAUCAAAAUCAAUAUGAAGACUAUGUAGAAAGAUUCACACAAUUAUUUCCAUCCAACAGUCCUCAUUAUGUUUUAGUAGGUAAUCAUGAUGUUGGAUUCCAUUACAUGAUGGAUGACAUUAAGCUAAAUAGGUUCUAUCAAACAUUCAACCUAUCAUCAUCUGACAUCUUCAGGGUUGGAGACAUUCCUUUUGUUACUGUUAAUAGUAUGGCAAUGGAAGGAGAUGGAUGCCACAUUUGUAAAGAAGCUGAGAAAAGGAUAACUUCAAUAGCAUCUGGUCUGAAAGCUAAUGAAAAACCAGUAUUACUACAGCAUUUUCCUCUAUUCAGGAAAUCUGAUGAAUCUUGUCAAGGUGAAGAUUCUGCACCAGACGAAGAAAAAGUCGUAAAUUUUCGUCCGAAAUUUGACUGCCUUUCCAAAACUUCAUCUAAUUGGUUAUUGAGAAAUCUCAAGCCGCGCGUUGUUUUCUCCGGUCACACGCAUCACAGUUGCGUAUAUAAUCACAGCGGAGUGACAGAGUUCUCUGUUCCGUCAUUCAGCUGGCGGAAUCGCAAUAAUCCCAGUUAUUUAUUGGUCACCAUAUCUACAGAUGAAUAUGCGGUCUACAAGUGUUUUAUGCCAAAAGAAUCUACUGUCAUCAGAAUUUACGUAAUAUUUGUAAUUGUUUUGAUGAUAAGCAGUAUAUUUUUUGGCUACAAACGAUUUCGAGCACGUCACGUAAAAACAUUGUAACAUAAUGUACGAUCUUGUGUGAUUUUCUCGAACUUGAGUUUCUCCGUGUCUAAUGCUUGGAAAAUACAUGUAGAAUCGGACGUAGAGCAAUCGAGAAAUUAAAAAUUGUUUAAUAUAAGAUUUCAAAAAAAAAUGUCCCCUUGAAAAACAAAACGGAACCAGCCCGAAUGUAAAUGUUCCAUUUUUAUUGUACGAUAUGGUCGCCAUAAAAACCAUCUGGUCAGACUUUAUUGCCAAGCCCUAGUAUACAUCCACCAUGUGACCAAUACAUUUCUAGUUCAGAUAA
This is a messenger RNA of Daphnia pulex (common water flea), 1585 nucleotides long. It is a transcript of the gene PGAP5, whose product is annotated as metallophosphoesterase 1-like. The coding region runs from base 187 to 1299 and encodes 370 amino acids. The transcript has 8 exons. Gene Ontology annotation, molecular function: hydrolase activity. The record is from RefSeq and is a predicted model, not a curated record. Gene Ontology annotation, biological process: GPI anchor biosynthetic process. NCBI's taxonomy places the organism in Eukaryota, Metazoa, Arthropoda, Branchiopoda, Diplostraca, Daphniidae.